Pogonomyrmex barbatus (red harvester ant) is the source of this 1798-nucleotide messenger RNA. Its product is annotated as aminomethyltransferase, mitochondrial. Gene Ontology annotation, molecular function: protein binding; aminomethyltransferase activity. The record is from RefSeq and is a predicted model, not a curated record. Gene Ontology annotation, cellular component: glycine cleavage complex; mitochondrion. Lineage: Eukaryota; Metazoa; Arthropoda; Insecta; Hymenoptera; Formicidae. Gene Ontology annotation, biological process: glycine catabolic process.
AAAAUCUCACAAUAAAAUCUACAACGUAUUCUACACAUCUAAGAGAUCGCUCCUUGAAAGUUUUUGUUGAAACAUGUACAUCUAAGUCUUUUGAAGUCUACAUCCGAGUCUGGUAGCAAAUAUCACGUGGGGUCACAGCCCCAACGAGUCGGUCUACUGUUAAGCGCUAGUCGUGCGUUAAGCGCGAAGUCAUGCGAGUUAGUGAAAGAUAAAACAUUAAGAAAGAAGCAUCAUGCUUCGUUUCGUCGCUCGCGGCAGAUUCGUCGUCUACGAUAAUCUCGAGAAAUGUCUAAGCGCUUCGGGAGGCAUACGUGACACCUGCGGCAUCGUCAAGUGCCGAGCAUCGGCGGUGUCGAGGGUCAAGGAGGGAUUCGAUGAUGGCUCAACGUUGCGUUUUGCGAAUUGUUUGAUCGAUUCCACGAUACUUCGGCCAGCCGUCGAAACAACUCGGAGGGAAAAUCAUCGACUGUCGUCAACGUCGGCUGUCAGUGAAGCCCGUAAGACCUGUCUUUACGACCUUCACGUGGAGAAGCAAGGUAAGAUCAUCAAUUUUGCCGGAUGGCUACUGCCGGUGCAGUAUCGAGAGACGAUCGCUGUAUCUCAUCUGCACACUAGAUCGUUGGCAUCGCUCUUUGACGUCGGUCACAUGCUGCAAACGCGUGUUUCCGGUAAGGAUGCCGGGGAAUACUUGGAAUCGCUAACCACGUGUGAUCUAAAGAAUUUAAGCAAAGGUGCCGCGACUUUAACAGUCUUCACUAACGACAAGGGGGGAAUUUUGGACGAUCUCAUUAUUACCAAAGACGACGAAGAUAGGUACUUCGUGGUGUCUAACGCGGGAAGACGGGAGGAGGACAGUCGGCUCCUUUUGGAGCGUCAGGAUGAUUUCAAAAGAAUUAAUAAAAAUGUGUUCGUUGACUUUCUGGAUCCUCUAGAGCAAGGUUUGAUAGCUCUUCAAGGUCCUACUGCAGCGACGGUUCUUCAAUCAUUAGUGAAGAUUGAUCUUCAAGUUCUGAAGUUUAUGAACAGCGUCAAAACCGAGAUAUCGGGUAGUUACGUUAGAAUUUCACGAUGCGGCUACACUGGAGAAGACGGUUUCGAGAUCUCGGUGCCUGCAAAGGAUGCGAUUGACUUGGUCGAAAGAAUCUUGGAGAUUCCUGAUGUGAAAUUGGCAGGUCUAGGAGCUAGAGAUAGCCUGAGAUUAGAAGCUGGACUUUGUUUAUACGGCCACGAUAUUAACGAAGACACUACACCUGUGGAAGCUGCCCUUACGUGGCUAGUCGCGAAACGACGAAGGGCCGAAGCCAACUUCCCGGGUGCGCAGCAAAUACUUUCGCAGAUCAAGACGGGUGCCACGAAGAAACGCGUCGGGCUCUUACUGGGUCAAGGACCACCUGCCAGGGAAGGCGCACCCAUAUUGACGCCAGAGGGUGAGCGUGUGGGUAGUGUCACUUCCGGUGGACCAAGUCCGACCUUGGGCCGCCCGAUCGCAAUGGGAUACAUGCCACCGGAUUUGGCGCAAUUUGGUGGUGGAGUGCUAGUCGAGGUUCGAGGGAAGACAUACAAGGCCACAGUGACGAGAAUGCCCUUUGUAAAAGCCAAGUACUACAUCACAAAAUGAUGCUGAUUUUACAACGGAAAUUGAUCGAUCUUCGGCUUUUAUAAAAUGGUUAAUUGAAGGCGAUAAUCAUUUAUACAUUCGCGAAGUACAUGAACAGUUGGCUAAUUGGCCUGUCUGCUGACGCGAAUAUAAAUUGCUCAUAAUCACAAGUGAUAUUUUAAUUAACAAAUAAUUUAAAAA